GCGGGUAUGGAACAUUGCAUGUGCUGAUUGAACGAUACACUACACAUGCUGGGUCGGUGCUGGACAAAGCAAGUUAUUCUAAAAUGAAGCUAGUUAUCCUCGCUCUUGUAUCACUCUGUUUCUCAGAUUUCACUGCAGCAGAGUGCGCAAAAGAUAUGCUGGAGUCGUUAUCUGAAGCCAAGGCUGAGUGCGAUGCAAGAUAUAGACAGGAACACGGUCUCGGUACUAGAAAACCCUCAGAUUUGUUUCACAUCACAAGAUGCUGUAUGCUGAUUUACGGCAUGGCUUGCAUUCCCUUACGGCUCUCAGAAAAAGGAUGCGAUCAGCGGAAUAUUGCGCGUUUAAAAAAGAUGUGGGGCAAGCUAAUAGAGGCUGCAUGUGAACCAUCAAACUGGAACUGCCUCCUUGAAGCAAAAUGCGACGCCCCAACAAUAUCCGACGCGAACACUGAUUGCUACAAAACAUACAACCAGGAACACGGCGUCAAUACUCGAAAGCCUAGUGACCCACUUGAACCAAGUGGGGAUGUGGAACUACUCUGCUGUAUGUUAAAAUACAACAAGUAUUGCGUUCCGAAACUCCUAGAAGAAAAAGGUUGCCACCCCGACGCUGUUCUACGUUCUGGUACGGCGAUAGAGACGAGAAUGAAAACAACUUGUCCAUCGUCCAAACCGAAGUGCGUCCCUCCACCACAGUGCAAUGAUAAAACAUUAUCAGACGCCAGGCUCAUUUGCGAGCAAAGAUAUAAAGAAGCACAUGAGCCAACAGGUCCGAAACGUCGUGCAGACCUACAACCUAGAGAUCUGAGCCGGGAGGAUAUGCACAAAGAACAAUGCUGUGUAAUGGAAUACAGCAGGGAUUGCAUUCUGGGAUAUCUAAAAGAACACGGAUGCAGUGAUCCAGAUUUUCUUGAGAUUUUUCUUGAGAAUAUACGGACCGAAUGUGGAGCAUCCAAGUGGAACUGUACAGAGUGCAAAAGAGAAGAUAUGGUUGAGAGAUUUUCUGAGGCCGACGCUGAGUGCGAUGCGAGGUACAGACAACAACAUGGUCUCACUGCCGGAAAACCCACACAUUUGGUUCCCGAUACGACCAGAUGCUGCAUGUUGCUUUACGGCAAGGACUGCGUUCCCCUUCGACUCGUAGAGAAAGGAUGCGAUGCUUGGAUUCUCGCAAGUUCCGAAGAAAUGUGGAGCAAGCGAAUAUUGGCUGCAUGUGACCCAUCGACCUCGAAGUGCGACGUUGCUCCGAAGUGCAGCGAAGAAACGGUGAGUGACGCCGACACUGAGUGCGGCAAAAAAUACAGACUGGAACGUGGACUUACUACUAGAAAACCUGACGGAAAGCCAGACGAUGCAGAUAUGAGCCCCGAGAUGCACAAACAACAGUGCUGUUCCAUGGAAUACAGUACGCAGUGCGUUCCCGAAGUGCUCAAACGGAAAGGAUGCAGUGAUGAGAUUGCCGCGUCUUUCAUUGCACAGAGGAAGAAGCUAAUGGUGGUAAUGUGUGGAACGUCGAUGGGGCACUGCGAUUUCUACAAGAGCAAGAGCACUGGCCAUAUCAUACAUCCCAUAUGGACUUUGGCAACAUCGAUCUUUGUGAUGUCGGUGGUAACAAGCGGCUGUUACAAAAGCAUCUGCUAGAUUAACUUCCCAUUAAAAUAAUGAUUAUUGUCA
Ornithodoros turicata is the source of this 1673-nucleotide messenger RNA. RefSeq lists its product as uncharacterized. The record is from RefSeq and is a predicted model, not a curated record. Bases 84 to 1640 code for a protein of 518 amino acids. The transcript is spliced from 11 exons. NCBI's taxonomy places the organism in Eukaryota, Metazoa, Arthropoda, Arachnida, Ixodida, Argasidae.